CCAAUCUCUCCCCUUUCCCUCACAUCCAUCCAUCACCCUCUCUCCCACACAAGCCCUCCGCGCCAUCUUUGACGUUCCUUCCGUCGAGGCUGCCUUGCUCCUUCAUCUGAGCAUCGAGCUAGACACAUUGCUCCGCACCCUCCUUAUCACGCACGCAGCCUGUUUUUGACACGCACGCAACUCCAAUCACCUCUACUCACACAUCCACACACACACACACCACCUCAAGGCCUACCGCUUCGAAAGCAAUUUCCAUCACAGCCUUCUACCAACCGGGUACAACUUGUCUCUGAGACCUUCCAAAGUAUAACACGCACUGCACGUGCACCCCUGACAGCUUGAGCUAGCCCAUCAUGGACCAGCAACAGCAACAGCAGCCUCCGGCGGCGGCGGGCCAGCAGCAGGCUCCGGCCCAGGCUCCUCAACAAGCACCACCUACCGGUGGUGUCCAUGGUCCUGCUGGUCGGCGCCUCCAUAUUGCUCAUAGGAGAAGUCCUUCAGAGCUCACGCCGCUCAUGAGCAUGUUUGCCAAUCCCGGAAUGGAACAGCUAGCUAUCCAGCAACAAAUCGAGCUCCUACAGCAGCAACAGCAACAGCUUCAAGCUACUCAUCAGCAAUAUAUGAACAUGGGCAUGAUUGCCCCUGGUCAGAUCGCUCCGGGCAAUCAGUUCAACCCGUUGCAACCCAACAUGGGCAACAUCGCGCCGCAAAACGCAUUCCAGUUUCCGCCUCAGCAGCAGAACAUCCCCAUGGGUGGCACUCCAAGCCAGCCAAUGACACAUCGCCGUAAUCAGUCGGCAAUUCCUAACAUGAACGUGGGACCGCCCCCUGCCCCAUCUUCGGGAGCAUCCGGCUCAGCCUUUGGCCAGUUCGAAAGUCCUGCAGGCCAAGGGCGCGGCGAGAAUGCUACUCGUGGCGGUCGGGGUGGCUCUGGUGGUGGUCAUCAGCGCCGGCACUCCUUGGCUCUGGCCGACGCAAAGAAGGCUGCCGAGCUCGCGCAGCAGAAGAAAACCACCUCUGGUUUCUCGUUCCCCGCCGCUCCCGACCCGAAUGCCGAAGAGACGAAACCUGCUCCCGUCGAUACCCCCAUCGCUCAAGGCUCGACUACUCGUGGUGGCCGCGGUGGGCAUGGCAGAAGUCAGAGCAUGGCUGUAGGCAGCGGCACGCGGGGUGGCGGUGCUGGCCGUGGUGAUAGUGACGCCAACCGUCGUGGAGGUCAUGGCCGAACAGCGUCGCGCAACUUUGAGGGCAACUGGCGCAACCAAGCUCAGACUCAGGGUGGCGAGCAGCAGGGCCAGCAAGGUAGUUUCCAACCAGGCCACCGCUCUCGUGGCUCAGUCAACCAGUCCAUCUCAGGCAUGGGCGCCUUCCAGUUCCCGGCGCAGCCACAGCUCAUGCAAAUGCCCGGCCAGAUCCCCCUGAUGCCUCAGAUGUAUCCCGGUGGACAGCUCAACCCCAUGCAGAUUAGCCAGCUGCAAGCUCUGCAGGCUGCACAGAUGGGCGGUCAGCAGUUUGUUGGCCUCCAAGGCAGCCAGCACGCUGCGCAGAUGGGCGGCCAGCAGUCACAGCAGCAACAGCGCAAGACACUUUUUACACCAUACCUACCGCAAGCCACGCUCCCUGCGCUGCUCGGGGACGGCCAGUUGGUUUCUGGUAUCCUCCGUGUCAACAAGAAGAACCGUAGUGAUGCCUACGUCACCACAUCUGAUGGACUCCUAGACGCCGAUAUCUUCAUUUGCGGUAGCAAAGACCGCAACAGAGCUCUGGAAGGCGAUCUCGUCGCAGUCGAGCUUCUUGAUGUCGAUGAGGUUUGGUCGCAGAAGCGCGAGAAGGAGGAGAAGAAGAAACGCAAAGAUAUUACCGACACCCGCUCCGGAUCAGUUAGUGGCACUGCCCCUUCCACCUCGGCCAAUGGUGACGAUAACAAUGCGUCCGAGGGUGGUCUGCGCCGCCGUGGAAGUCUCCGCCAGAGGCCCACACAGAAGAAGAAUGACGAUGUCGAAGUGGAGGGCCAAAGCCUACUGCUUGUCGAAGAGGAGGAAAUCAACGACGAGUCGAAGCCUCUCUAUGCUGGCCACAUUGUAGCUGUCGUUGAACGUGUACCUGGUCAGAUGUUCUCCGGAACCCUCGGUCUUCUCCGACCCAGCAGUCAAGCUACCAAGGAGAAGCAGGAGGCGGAGCGUGCCGCUCGCGAUGGUGGUCGCGCCCAGGAGAGCCGGCAACAGGACAAGCCCAAGAUUGUGUGGUUUAAGCCGACCGAUAAGCGUGUGCCUCUGAUUGCUAUUCCUACGGAGCAGGCACCGCGUGACUUUGUCGAGAAACACCAGGACUAUGCCGACAGAAUCUUCGUCGCCUGCAUCAAGCGCUGGCCCAUUACCUCGCUGCAUCCCUUCGGCACGUUGGUGGAGCAGCUUGGCAAGAUGGGUGACCUCAAGGUCGAGACGGAUGCGCUGCUCAGGGACAACAACUUCUCCUCUGAGGAGUUCUCCGAAGCUGUCCUCCGCAGCGUUGGUCUCCAGGAUUGGUCCCUCGAGAAGGAGGACGAAGCAGCGGUCGGUAAUCGCCGCGACUUCCGCGACGAGACUACCUUCACUCUCGACAUUGCUGGCAACGGCACCUUGAGCAAUGCUGUUCACUUGAAGACCGAGGCCGAUGGCAAGAUUGAGAUUGGUAUUCACGUUCCAGACGUCUCGCACUUCGUCAAGCCCAACUCGCUCGUGGACCGUGAGGCCAAGAAGCGUGGUACCGCUGUGCAGUUGGUCAACCGUGUGUGUGCUCUGCUACCCCCGAAGAUUGCCUCCGAGCUCUGCACUCUUACCCCCGGCGAGGACAGGCUGACUGUUAGCGUUGUCUUCCGGGUCAACCCCCACACUGGUGCGGUCGCCGAAGGAGACACUUGGGUCGGCAAGAGUAUCACGAAGAGUGCCGCGAAGCUCUCGCUCGCCGAGCUUGACGCUGGCCUUGAGGCAGGCGCGGAGUUCAAGCAUGACGCCGUUUCCGCGAAAGAUCUUCAGAUCCUCAACGUUGUCGCCCAGAAACUGCGAGAAUCGCGUCUGGGAAGUGAUGGAGAACCCAUUGCACCCCUUCGCCUGCUGCAUGGACUCGACGAUGAAAUCAUUCCGAUUCAGCAGAACAUUUUCGACUGUACAACCGGCACUGAGCUGGUGGAGGAGCUCUUCCACAAGGCCAACGUCGCUGUUGCUCAGAAACUCGCAGAAGGUCUACCCGAGAAGGCCCUUCUCCGUCGCCAGGCUGCGCCGAAUGCUCGCCGCCUGCAGACCUUUGUCGACCGCAUGAGAGCUCUUGGAUACGACAUGGAUACCACCAGCAGUGGUACACUUCAGAACAGCCUGUUCAAGGUCGAAGAUGCUGAUUUCCGCAAGGGCAUGGAGACGCUCUUGAUCAAGAGCAUGAACCGUGCCAAGUACUUCAUUGGUGGUAAGACCAAUAAGCAGCUCUGGCCCCACUAUGCUCUGAACGCGCCGCUAUACACUCAUUUCACUGCGCCUACUCGGCGCUAUGCUGACAUCAUUGUCCAUCGCCAACUUGAGUCUGUCCUUUCCGAAGGCGCCAUCGAGUACAACGAGGACAUUGAGAAUCUUGUCAAGACCAUCGAGUCUUGUAACACGAAGAAGGACUCUGCACAAAAUGCCCAGGAGCAGAGCAUCCACAUUGAGUCCUGCCGGGCAAUGGACCAGAAGCGUCAGGAGGCUAACGGAGAUCUGAUUGCCGAGGGCAUUGUGCUCUGCGUUUACGAGUCCGCGUUCGAUGUUCUCAUUCCCGAAUGGGGCUUCGAGAAGCGGGUGCACUGCGACCAGCUGCCUCUGAAAAAGGCCGAAUUCCGCAAGGAGAAGCGCGUGCUGGAGCUGUACUGGGAGAAGGGCGUUCCCAGCUCUGCGUACGUCCCCGAGGAUGAGAGGCCAAAGGCCCAGGCAUCACAGAGAAUGACCAACGCCAUGGCCGCUGCACGCCACGCUGAGCAAGCGGAGCGGGCCAAGAAGGAACGUGAGGAGGCGACCCGCAAGCAGACCGAGACCGGUACCAUGUCGACUGACGACGUCGACGCCCUGUUUGAUGACGAUGACGAGGACAACGCAUCUGACAUCACGGAGGCCAUGGCCGGUGCUUCGUUGGCUGAGCGGCCAACCCAGAGUGUUCCCGGGUCGCCUACUCGUGGCACCGCCGACGCCUCUGGCAACCUUCACCGUACUCGCUCAGACUCGAAGGUGCCUGUUGCCGAGCCUGUCGAGGGUCGUCUGACGAACAAGGAAAAGUACCUCAAGUUCUUCUCGCUGAGAGAGGAGGGUGGCGAGUACAUCCAGGAUGUCACUGAGAUGACUCGUGUGCCCGUCAUCCUCAAGACUGACCUCUCAAAGAGCCCACCUUGCUUGACGAUCCGGUCGCUGAACCCUUACGCCUUGUAAAUUCGAGAUUCACCAUGGGAUGUGGAGUGUGUCCAGCCUGAUGGCUUUGGCAUGCCUGCAAGAGAUGGAGAUGGGAUGAAGCGCCAUCCAUUGUCCACGCCAAUGCUUGGCGACUGGGAGGCGACGGGCUACACCGCUACAGAUAACAUGAGAAACUGAGGGCCGUGCUCCACUAGGACCGCUGGCCAUGCGACAGGGUAGAGAAAAUGGGGAGCUGAACUGUAAGCAUAUGCUAUGCAGGGGAAUGCUGAGGGGUCUGGGACUAUAAUAUCAACAAAGACUGUGGCAUGCAGAGGCUACGAGCUCGAAGGAUUAGCUAGGAACAAGAAAAAGCGACAUGUAUUUGAUUCAAAGCCACCACGAUUCAG
Messenger RNA from Microdochium trichocladiopsis, 4792 nucleotides. RefSeq lists its product as uncharacterized. The record is from RefSeq and is a predicted model, not a curated record. The transcript is spliced from 4 exons. The coding region runs from base 354 to 4424 and encodes 1356 amino acids. Gene Ontology annotation, cellular component: P-body; exosome (RNase complex). Gene Ontology annotation, molecular function: 3'-5'-RNA exonuclease activity; RNA binding. Lineage: Eukaryota; Fungi; Ascomycota; Sordariomycetes; Xylariales; Microdochiaceae. Gene Ontology annotation, biological process: mRNA catabolic process.